UUCGCUGAUUUUCAUCACGGGAUUAACAAUCAGCAUUGAGUUAAGUACAAAGUCCAAAGAAAGCUCAAUCCUGCCGUUUCACCUCCCACUCCCACACCCUCUCUACAAUGUCAACAUUCAAUGGACCUUCACUCUCUGGUGCAGAGUUCACACUUCCUCGUCACGUUCAAAUCCUGUUUCUUCAUCAAAAUGUUGUUUCUUGUUUCCUUACCUGCGAAAAUGUUGAGAGAACGAAGGCUAGAUGUGUACAAUGAUUCUCGAAGACUUCAGUGAAAUAAACUGGCAAAUCAUUGAACUGAAAGUGUUCAGCAGCGCAGAAACGCCCAACGUGAAACUAAAUUUAAUUAGAAAGUGCUGAGUGUGAACAUGGCUUCCAGACAGCAGCAUCAGAGACUGACCGAGGAGACAAUUUGUCCCAUUUGCCUGGAUUUCUUCACCGAGCCGGUUGUACUGGAUUGUGGACACAAUUUCUGCCGCUCCUGUCUCACCCAGAAUUGGGAAAAGAAGGAGAUAAACUCCUGCCCGGAAUGUAGAGAGGAGUUUCCGGAAAGAACCCUCAGGGUAAAUCGGGCCUUAGUGAAUCUGGCCGAGGAGGCUCGAAAGUUGAAGCUGGAUCCGAAAGAGAAGGAAAGUAAACCUCACUGUGAGAUACAUCGGGAAGAUCUGAAGCUGUUUUGUGAAACUGACAAGAAAUUGAUCUGUCUGAUUUGUCGAGAUUCGCGGGAACACGGAGAUCACCACUUCAUUCCGAUCAAUGAAUCUGUUGAAAUCUAUAAGGAUCAGCUGAAAUCUUCCUUAGAUUCUCUCACAGAGAAGAAAUCGGCGGCUCUACAAACGGAGCUGAACCAGAAACGGAAGAUUUCCGAAGUGAGGGAGCAAGCGAGCAGUCUGCAGACCCACAUCACAUCCGAGUUCACUAAAAUGCACCAGAUUCUCAAUGAGAAAGAGCAGCGAUUACUCCGAGAUGUCAGGGAAGAAGAGGAGAGGAUUCUAGAGCCAAUGCAGAAAAACCUUCGAGAGAUUCAGGAGAAUUUAAACUCUAUUGAGGAGAAACUCUCAAAGUUGCAGAAACAGAUGGAGCAAACAGACGAGCUGAUAUUUCUGAAGGAGGAAGCUUGUCGGAAGAGAAGGGUUAGUGAGGAGGAGAAGACACUCUCAGCUUCUGAUGCUUCUCUGUCGAUUGGAAAGUUCACUGGCCCAUUACAGUACACAGCCUGGAGAGAAAUGAUCCACUGCAUUCACCCAGCUCCAGCCUCUCUCACUCUGGACCCGAACACAGCGCAUCCCCGGCUCAUCCUGUCUGAGGACCGGACCAGUGUGAGACUCGGACACAAACCACAGCCGCUCCCUGACUCCCCGGAGAGAUUUGAUCCCUGGCUCAGUGUCCUGGGAUCAGAGGGAUUCACAUCAGGGAGACAUUACUGGGAGGUGGAAGUGGGGGUGAAGACCGGGUGGAAUCUGGGAGUGGUCCGGGAGUCUGUGGAGAGGAAAGGGGGGAUCCACCAGGAGGAGGAGACCGGAUUCUGGAUUGUGGCGCUGAUUCCCGGAAAAGGUUACUUUGCCUCCACCUCCCCCUCAGUGACCCCCUUCUCCCCGAGUGGGAAUCCCCGGAAGAUCGGGGUUUUCCUGGACUAUGAGGGUGGACAGGUGUCAUUUUACAAGGCGGUCACCAUGUCCCAUCUCCACACUUUCACCCACACUUUCACUGACAGGAUCUUUCCCUUCUUCAGUCCGGGGUGGAAUAUUGACGGGAAUAACUCCGCCCCGCUGUCAAUCUGCGGGAUUAAAGGACACACUGAUCCAUCACAUAAUCCCUGAGGCUGUGAGCUGCAGGAACCCGGGGACUUUGAGCCUGUCAUGUUGCUCCACAGGCGGAAGGUGGCGCUACAUGACGGUGUUGGAGAUGAAUCAGUCAGUGGUUCUCAGACUGGGCUCAGUGGUGUCUUUCCAGGGGGACACCAAACCAUUUCACUGCAGGGUCAGCGGUGUCUUUCCAGGGGGACACCAAACCAUUUCACUGCAGGGUCAGUGGUGUCUUUCCAGGGGGUUCAAAGGGUUAAAUCACAAUAAAAAUCCAAGGCUGGUUUUCUUCAGACUCCCAUGAUGCUGCAGUAAUGUACAUCCCACACAUGUUUUACUGGCAAUGAGAAACCGGACAUGAUUUCCUCAGAUUGUAAAUGUUGUCUAAAAUGUCACUGCUUUGUCAAAAAAAUGCAGGGAAGGAAAUUCCUUUGUCUGUCAAAAGCGAUUUUACAUGAGAAUAGGAACUUGUCUUGGAAGUAUUUAAAACAUGUACUUGGGGUGAGACUGAUGCAAGUACUGAUUUGAAUCCUGUCAGAAUUGAAAGUGCUUGGUGGACUGAUUGGCUGUGGAAUUCAUGCUCACAUAAUAAAUAAUAAUUUUAUAAUCAGCUCAAUUGGUGCACAUUGGAAUGUAGGUGUUGUGACCAUUAUCAUUUAUCCUUGAAUUAUUUCUAUCUCAUCAUUAUAUAUUAUGAAAAUAAUUCUAAAGUCAGUCGACUGUAAAUGGAUUUAAAGUGAUUGGCAGAAGAAGCAAAAGAGAAGGAUAACAAACUGCUGUUUCAAAGUGAGAUAGUGGGACCUGCAAUUCACUACUUCUCAAUGGUGUCAAUACUAACACAUUGGACUGAAUGGCCUUUUUUUCUGCUGUGA
Messenger RNA from Stegostoma tigrinum, 2672 nucleotides. Its product is annotated as zinc-binding protein A33-like. The transcript is spliced from 6 exons. The coding region runs from base 367 to 1818 and encodes 483 amino acids. The record is from RefSeq and is a predicted model, not a curated record. Lineage: Eukaryota; Metazoa; Chordata; Chondrichthyes; Orectolobiformes; Stegostomatidae. Gene Ontology annotation, molecular function: protein binding; zinc ion binding.